Haemorhous mexicanus (house finch) is the source of this 815-nucleotide messenger RNA. RefSeq lists its product as uncharacterized. The record is from RefSeq and is a predicted model, not a curated record. Lineage: Eukaryota; Metazoa; Chordata; Aves; Passeriformes; Fringillidae. The transcript has 7 exons. The coding region runs from base 39 to 815 and encodes 258 amino acids.
CCAGCCAGGGGAGUGACAGCGAGUGACAGCCAGUGCACAUGGCUGGGGACACCGGGAUUGCAGGGAAGGUGGCACUGCUCCUGUGGGCCCAGACCCUCGGCCUCGCUGGCAUCCAGACCACCCAGAUCCUCGUGGAACCCCCCUGGAGACCGCCAGUGCUGUGGGACCAGGUGACACUGACCUGCCAGGGCUUGGGGACCGCUGGUGCCACCACCUGGUACAAGGACGGGCGGCGCUGGUGGCAGGAGAGGCACGACCGCCUCAAUGUCACAGAGAGUGGCACCUACGAGUGUGACAGACCUGGCACUGGGCUCAGCCCCCCUGUGACAGUCUUAGAUGGCACCUACCAGUGCAUGGCCACCAACCAGGCAGACGAGCAUCGCGUGUUCCGGGCACUCAGCCCAGAGCUGGUCCUGGAGGUGACACCACGGGAUACAGGGACACACAGGGAUGCAGUGGCUGCAGGGUAUGGUGGGGCCCUUUUGUUCCUGCUCCUGCUCGUGGGUGUCAUUGUGGCCUGGCACCGGUGGCACCGUGUGGCUGCCAGGAAGAAUCAGGAACGGGCCCCCCCAGAUCCCCCGGCCCCCCCAGAGGAGGGGGAGGUGCUGUACACCCACGUCGUGGUCACCAGGAGGGCAGCAGGUGAGUAUGGAGGGGACACACGCAGAGGGACAUGUCACCCACGAAUGUCACUCCACCCAGAUCCCACAGCCCGUGUCUCUCAAAGUGUCCCCCCAUGCCACCACACUCCAGGACCCCCACGUGACCUACGCGGAACUGCGGGGACCCCAGGGGCAACCGCGGGAACCCGGUGA